Messenger RNA from Caenorhabditis angaria, 1193 nucleotides. NCBI's taxonomy places the organism in Eukaryota, Metazoa, Nematoda, Chromadorea, Rhabditida, Rhabditidae. The record is from the annotation of a GenBank genome assembly.
AUGAAUGGUGCUGUUUGGAUCUCACCAAUAAAAAAGCUACCACCGGUGGUGAGAAAAUUUUUCUCAAACCUCAAUUAUCGAUCGAUUAUUUUUUCAAGCAUUGUUUCCAAGUAGUAACACUUUUUUUUAUUCAGAUAAAUGCUGUUCAUGCGACGAGUUCAAUAAACUACACAAAAGAGCCGCAAGCUCUUCAUGGUGUACAAUCGUUAAAAGUACAGGGUGGAGUAUCAUUUUUGUCUUCAAAUCUUAUAGCCAACAACCCCGAAAAACCAACUUUCGAAAACUUCAUUGUUUUGAACGCUUCUGACGAACGAAUUUCUGAACGCCGCUUGAGUUCUUUGUAUAAACAGUUCAAUGGAUUGAGAAAAGUAAGAUUUCAUUAAAUUUAAACAAUACUCCUUUUUGCUUUAGAAUCAGAACAAGUGCUUUUUUUUGCUUCUGAUCAGAAAUUUUGAUCUUUUUUAAUUCUGAACAGAAAUAUGUGAACGAUUUUGCUUUUCAACAAAAGAGUGUGAUCUUUUUUGAUUUUGGAGCAAGAAAAUAUGCUCUUCUUCGAUUUUGAAGAAAAACAAUUUGAUAUUUUUUGCUUCAGGGCAGAAACGUUGAUCUCUUUUGAUUCUGAAGCAAAGUUGUGUGCUCUUUUUUGGUUCAGAAUCAGAACAAGUGCUCAUAUUUGCUUCAGAACAGAGAUAUGUGCUCAUUUUUGCUUCAGAAUCAGAACAAGUGCUCAUUUUUGUUUCAGAAUCGAAACAAGUGCUCAUUUUUGCUUCUGAAGAGAGAUAUGUGCUCUUUUUUGCUUCAGAAUCAAAAUAAGUGCUCAUUUUUGCUUCGAAAUCAAAACAAGUGCUCUUUUUUGCUUCCCAACCAAACAUCUCAAUUCACACAUACAUAUAUUUUUCAGAAUUUAAUUACUGUAUCUACACUACAGUACUUUUGCACAAAUUUAUCAAUACAAUCUUUCGAACAGAACAAGAGAAAUCCGAAUAUUAUUAACAGAACUGAGCCGGUGAAAAUAUAUGAAGUGAGUUUUUUAGAGUUCCCAAAAAUUUGAAAAUUUAGCAUUACAAAAAUAUUUUUUGUUUCAGAAUUUGAUUACUGUAUCUACACUACAGUACUAUUUUCACAACCAUUGUAUGACGGGAGCCGCAUACCGAAUAUUAUUAUCAGAACUGAGCCAAUUGGGUUUGCAUUGA